UCUUUCUCUCGCUCGCUCGGUUCCCUUCGUUCCAUGGGAAUGCUCAUCGUUCGUUGCCUCUGCCGCCUCACGUUCCUGGUCCCUUGACGACCCUUUCCUCCCCGUCGUCUUCUCGGAUCCCCCUAGAUCGGGAAUAUCAGAAAACCAACCCUCAGAAAAAAAAAAGGGAAAAAUACCAUACCGACCCAACGACCACCUGAGCCAGAGGGAGAGACAAGAGAUAAGAGACCUGGUGUCUACAAACCGUCCCCUCCCUCUCUCUCCACCACCGCAACAUGACCAAUUAUACAAGUCACGAGAACAUCGACAUGUCCGACGACACCUCCGAUGAUGGGUUGUACCAUCAGUCCGGUCCCUCCUACCGACUCGCCCGAUUUACUCGUCCCCUGAUCGACUACGUGCGGAACGAAUGGCAGACGGGCACCAAAUACUCGCACCUUCCGACCUCCUCCUCCGAACGCCCGGAAUCGCCUCGCUGGAUCCAGAUGGUCACGUCCAUCGUGACGGCGCCGCGAUUCCGUCGAUAUGUCGUCGUCUACCUGACCCUGCUCGUCUCGUGUUUCGUCGGCUGGCAUUUUGUCCUGUCGCCGCGCCUGCAGGAACAUUCGGCGCUUCUGCGAUCGCUCGACCCGCAGGUCAAGGACGAGGUCGGAGGCUGGUUCGGAUCGAACGCCCUGCCGACCUUCGAUAAUAUCGUGCAGCUGAGAGAUUUGGAUCCGUCCUAUCUGCCCGCGGAGAAGGCCGCUGAACCGAACCAACUCAAUCAACGGCGGCUGAUCAUGAUCGGCGACGUGCAUGGGUGCAAGGAAGAGUUGGAAACCCUCCUCGAGCAAAUUGAAUUUGACGAAGACUCCGACCACCUCGUUUUCACCGGUAACUUGAUCGACAAGGGCCCCGACAGUUUGGGUGUUGUCGAUCUCGUCCGCAAAUACUCCGCCUCGUGUGUCCGCGGCAACCACGAGGAUCGCAUCCUGGUUCUUCGGCACGACCUGAUCGCGGCCAAAAUCCUCGAGGAUCUUUCGCAGGACGAUGAAGACGACUUCGGACAGGACCCGAGCGGCCGGAAAUUGGCCCGGGAAAUGAGCGAUGAGCAGGCGAAAUGGCUGGACACCUGCCCGGUGAUCCUGAACAUCGGCCAGAUCAAGGGUCUGGGACAAACGGUUGUGGUCCACGGCGGUCUCGUGCCGGGUGUCGAUCUCGAGAAGCAGGACCCGUUCAGUGCCAUGAACAUGAUCACCAUUGACCUGGAGCGUCACGUCCCUAGCUCGUCGCAGGUCGGCACGCACUGGACAAAGUUAUACAACAAACAACAGUCACUCCUUUACUCCAGCGUGGAGAAGACCGUCGAGGACCCGAAAUCCAUGCUGACCACUGUCAUCUAUGGACACGAUUCGUACAGCUCCCUUUCCUUGAAAACGUACACCAAAGGCCUCGACACCGGGUGCGUCGAGGGCGGCAAAUUGACGGCCCUGGUCAUUUCCGACGGCGGAGAGCAGAAGGUCGUCCAAGUGGGGUGUAAUGAUUAUAGUAAGAACUGGACAUAAAUGCCGGCUGUUUAGAGGGUCUCUUUCUUUUCUGAUCUGACUUUUUCGUUCUUUGGGUUCUCGGAUCUCCACUGGUUUGGAGUAUAUUGGUGAUUUCCCUGUAUAAGCAUGUCUCGUCUAUGCUUGGUGUCAUGGCGUUUCGGUGACUCUGGGUUGCAUUCACGAGGUUGACUUCAGUCUGCGCCGACAUAUAUGUACCUCUAUAUAUCAGAAUAUCUAACACAACAGAGAAUACCCUCUUCUAGGUGCUGUUGCCUUAAGAGUACUCAGG
Molecule: messenger RNA, 1815 nt
Organism: Aspergillus steynii IBT 23096
Lineage: Eukaryota; Fungi; Ascomycota; Eurotiomycetes; Eurotiales; Aspergillaceae
Product: putative serine/threonine-protein phosphatase
Exons: 3
Coding region: 276-1544 (422 amino acids)
Biological process (GO): polyphosphate catabolic process
Cellular component (GO): cytoplasm
Molecular function (GO): endopolyphosphatase activity; phosphatase activity
Source: RefSeq, a predicted model, not a curated record